GCACGCGAUGACCGGAAACCGUGGCUCGUCUCGCUCGUCCCAAAACCCUAGCCGAACGCUGGGCCAUGUCUUUCCGCUGCGCCAGUGUCUAAUUUCUCAGCGCUGAGUCCACUCUCCGUUCGUGUGCCCGUCUCGCAGCCCUGUCUCGUCAUCAUGACUAAGCGCACAAAGAAAGCCGGUAUCGUUGGAAAGUACGGUACCCGUUAUGGUGCUAGUUUGAGGAAGCAGAUCAAGAAGAUGGAGGUCAGCCAGCACUCGAAGUACUUUUGCGAGUUCUGCGGGAAGUUUGCAGUGAAGAGGAAAGCUGUUGGCAUCUGGAACUGCAAGGACUGCGGUAAGGUUAAAGCCGGAGGCGCCUACACCUUGAACACGGCAGCUGCAGUUACUGUGCGCAGUACCAUCAGGCGAUUGAGGGAGGCAACUGAGAGUUAGAUGGUGUAGUACUUGUAGAGCCAUAUCAUACUCUUGAAAUUUUGAUGUAUGGCAGCAUUGCGUGCCAUUUGAGUGUGACACAAGCUCUGAUUGAGCCUUUCUUCUGUGUGCUUAGUUCUCCUUGGUGGUUUGUUCAUUCUGUGCGUCGAGGAAGAACACACCUACCUUGGUCGACAUUCUCCAUCUGGUUGUCUGCCAAGAUGUUCAUCGUUUCAUUUUGAAAAGGUAUGUCUGCAGAAUGAAAAUCUUAUGCAUUGUAUGUGAGCAGAUUGUGAAAAAUUAAGUAAAGCUCUGAAAGAUCCAAUAAUUUUUAAA
Physcomitrium patens is the source of this 747-nucleotide messenger RNA. Its product is annotated as large ribosomal subunit protein eL43z. Gene Ontology annotation, molecular function: structural constituent of ribosome. Gene Ontology annotation, cellular component: ribosome. Lineage: Eukaryota; Viridiplantae; Streptophyta; Bryopsida; Funariales; Funariaceae. The record is from RefSeq and is a predicted model, not a curated record. Gene Ontology annotation, biological process: translation.